AUGGGAAUUUGGGAGCGUCCUGCAUUGUUUCCUUGCUUGUUAAACCAUGCUGUAGUAAGCCAGCAACCAGUUUUAUGUAGAAUAAAAAAUGAAGAAAUGAGAUGUCGAAAAUAUCUACACCCCAGUUCCUACAGCAAAGUAAUCAAUGAAUGCCAACAACGAAUGGUAGCAGACCACUUACAAUUUCUUCAUGCAGAAUGUCAUAACAUCAUCAGACAAGAGAAGAGAAAUGAUAUGGCAAACAUCUACAUACUGCUUCAUGCUGUGCCGAGUGGCUUACCUCAUAUGAUUCAGGAACUGCAAAACUAUAUCCAUGAUGAGGGCCUUAGAUCAACCAGCAAUCUUUCUCAGGAAAAUAUGCCCACUCAAUUUGUAGAAUCAGUGUUGGAAGUACACAGUAAAUUUGUUCAGCUCAUUAAUACUGUUUUGAAUGGUGACCAGCGAUUCAUGAGUGCCCUUGACAAGGCUUUAACAUCAGUAGUGAACUAUAGGGAACCAAAGUCUAUUUGCAAAGCUCCUGAGCUGUUGGCCAAAUAUUGUGACAAUUUGCUAAAAAAAUCAGCAAAAGGCAUGACAGAAAAUGAAGUAGAAGACAAACUUACAAGCUUCAUUACAGUUUUCAAGUACAUUGAUGAUAAAGAUGUUUUUCAAAAGUUCUAUGCCAGAAUGUUGGCAAAACGGCUUAUACAUGGUUUAUCAAUGUCCAUGGAUUCUGAAGAAGCUAUGAUUAACAAAUUAAAGCAAGCCUGUGGUUAUGAGUUCACCAGCAAACUCCAUCGAAUGUACACAGACAUGAGUGUUAGUACAGAUCUUAACAACAAAUUCAACAGCUUCAUAAAAAAUCAAGACAUCAUCGUAGAUUUGGGAAUUAGUUUUCAGAUAUAUGUUCUUCAGGCUGGAGCAUGGCCUUUGACCCCGGCGCCUUCAUCUACCUUUGCAAUUCCUCAGGAACUGGAAAAAAGUGUACAGAUGUUUGAAUUAUUUUACAAUCAACAUUUCAGUGGAAGGAAACUUACCUGGUUACAUUAUCUUUGCACAGGUGAGGUAAAAAUGAAUUAUUUGUGCAAGCCGUAUGUAGCCAUGGUUACCACCUACCAAAUGGCAGUGCUACUGGCCUUUAACAAUAGUGAAAUCAUUAGUUACAAAGAACUCCAGGAUAGCACACAGAUGAAUGAGAAAGAACUGAUCAAAACUAUCAAAUCAUUACUUGAUGUCAAAAUGAUCAACCAUGACUCAGAUAAGGAGAAUGUAGAGGCAGUGUCCACAUUUUCAUUAAAUAUGAAUUUCAGCAGUAAACGAACAAAAUUUAAAAUCACUACUUCAAUGCAAAAAGACACCCCACAGUGCAAGGAAAUGGAGCAAACAAGAAGUGCUGUAGAUGAAGAUAGGAAAAUGUACCUUCAAGCUGCAAUUGUCCGCAUCAUGAAAGCACGAAAGUUAUUGCGACACAAUGCUCUCAUUCAGGAGGUAAUUAGCCAAUCAAGAGCUAGGUUUAACCCAAGUAUCAGCAUGAUUAAGAAGUGUAUUGAAGUUCUGAUAGACAAACAGUACAUUGAACGGAGCCAGGCCUCAGCAGAUGAGUACAGCUAUGUAGCAUGA
This is a messenger RNA of Notechis scutatus (mainland tiger snake), 1599 nucleotides long. Lineage: Eukaryota; Metazoa; Chordata; Lepidosauria; Squamata; Elapidae. The record is from RefSeq and is a predicted model, not a curated record.